AUGACGGAGAAGAGAUCAGAUGCAUUGAAGAUCCUCCUCGCGAUAGUCUUCGCGUUCUUCUCCGUUCUUUUCGCGACUGCGGAGAAGACGCCCAGGAAGAUUUUUUGGGUGCCACACGUAGACCAAUCGGCUGAUUCCACGGAAAUCUUUGUCGAUUUCAUCGACGAAGAAGUGAGCACGAUCACUUUGAACUGGAACGUUCUCUCCAGCGACAUUUGGAUUUUGAAGAAAGUGGAAGCGGGAUACGUAUCACAAACGCCUGGUUUUCUCGAUUCGACGUGCUUGACGGGUGCGCAGUUAACAUCCUUGAGUGGCGCGGAAAAGCUUGUCGAUUAUACGACGACACAACCGUUCGGAGCGCUUGAAUUGAGCGUUGAAGUUGGAUGGACGUGGUAUUUAGUCGCCGGAGAGAAAACGGAGUGCGACGACGGCUACAAGAUUGCCAUUUCGAGGUCGGUGUACUCGCCGUCGCCGCCACCGCCGACUCCGAAAGCGCCGCCUGCCCCCUCGCCACCGCCACCGGUACCAGCACCACCACCGCCACACCCGGAACCGGGGACGCCACCGCCAUGGAACCUGUCACCGCCGCCGGUGGUGUUGGAACGAUUCGUGAACCCAAUGCUCGAGUUUUAUUCGUCCCUGCAAGGUAUGUUCAACGUGUUCCCGUACGGGUUACAAUACAAGCACGACAUGGGCUCGACCAUGUCGGGAAUAGGCCAACAACACAACAGGGAUUCGAUUGCUAUUGUUGCCAACGCGAUCGGUGCGGUGAAGAACGAAUCGUCUGCGCAGCCGCUCAUGCGCGGUGAUCCGUUACAAACGGCGUCUCAGUUUGUUGGGACGUUCAGCUUGACGUCCACAGCGACCGUGACUGACCUUUACCCAGGUAUUCUCAGAGCGAUGCAGGACAUCGCGAACUCGGUAUCUGUCACGGGCAUUGUGGAUGAAACUGGUGCAAACACGUACGCCGGCGUUGCGGUUGAAGUUUUGUUUCACCAAGAGCCGUACAGCUGCGAGAGAGUGCCGGGCGCUGUUUGCGACGCUGAUCUGACCCAGGAAGAUCGGGAAGCCGCGCCGGAUGAUGGCGUUCGCUCGGUAUCUGUUUCCUUGAGGCACCCGGAGAAGAGCUUCGUGACUCUCGCAAAGGAAGCGAUUCACGUCGCUUGCGAUUCGGGGUCUCUCGUUACCAAGUUGACCACGCCGGGAAAUAUCGGCGACGUCGGACCGAUCGAUACGGUGACUGAUUGCACAACUGGCGUAAGCACGCACGAUACGUGGGGCGUGUAUGAGCCAGUGGUUGAAGCCGACCCGAGAGGUGAGUUUGUCUACGCGACGUUCUAUUAUCCGGAUGGUUUCACGCCAGCAUUGGAGCAGCAAGUCGUUGACGCCGUCCUCCCAUAUGUGGGCGAACAGAAAUACGUGCAAACCGACUGUAAGUCCUGGCCGAUGUCUCCUCCAUCUCCACCACCUUCCUUCCCGUCGCCGCCACCGAAUUCACCGCCUCCACCGAACAAACCACCGGGGUGGGUGGCACCGCCGCCGCCGCCGCUACCGUCAAGGAAUCCGCCGCCGCCAUCGCCGCCGCCGCCAAGUCCUCCUCCCCCACCGCCAUCGCCGCCGUCGCCACCGCCCGCGGCUCCAUCGCCGCCGCCACUUUCACCUUUCCCUCCGCCAUCGCCGCCGCCGCCGUCGCCACCGUCGCCACCACCAGCGUCCCCAUCGCCGCCACCGCCGCCGUUGCCGCCGCCUGGCAUGCCGCCGCCGUCUGAGGCUGCUAUGUAUUGCAACAUUUAUGUCUCUUUACCGACCAGUUCAGUCAAGAAUCAAGUCAAAGCUGCUAUUGAUGCGCUUGCGGAUGUCAAAUCCACGCAGGGAAAUUCAGCUCCGGUACGAGCUGGAGGUCGAGCAAGGUAUACUUCCAUCGAGUUGGAGUCGAAGGAUCAAUCCUUCGAAAUGGGCUUUAUUGCGGCUCGGCUGUAUACGUUUACGGCCACAGAACUUCAGAGAUUGCGAGACAAACUCACUUCUGUCCCAGGCUUGUAUACCAUUAGGUUCGGGUGGUUGGGCGCCGAAAACUCUAUUGGAAGGAAGUUCAGUGCGAAGGCCAAGACGUUGUCGCAAGCGCGCGCUUUUCAUUUAGCUGUUCAGCAAUGGGUGAACACUUUACCAGCCUCAACUGAGAAAGAUCAAGAGUGCAUAGAAACUUGCACGGCGAGUGGAGUAGAAGAGGCUCAGUGCAUAUGCACGUAUGGCCAGGUGUUCGUCAUCGACACUGGCGCCGGCGUACCGGAAAAAAUCUCUAUGAACCAGAAGAUGACCAUUUAUCACGACAAUUUCUUCUACUCUGGGGAAUACGAUGAGUCGUCUGCGGUUACGCAACAAUCUAUUCGAACGUACGAUUUGAGUAAAUCAAUGGCAAGCGCCCUUGGUUAUCCGGUGAGUUUCAGGUUCAAUCGAUUGGGUUAUGUGGAGAGAAAGCCGUUGGCGCCGCCGCCGCCACCACCGUUGAACUUAGCUCAAAUCAUUUACAACGGCAUCGAGAAUGUGAACGACGAAGGUUACUUCUUGUCGCCGAGCGAUAGCGUUGGUUUCGCGUUCGGUAUGGUGUUAAUUAUUGUUGUAUUGGCGUACGGUAUGAAGUUAUUUGGCGAACCGCGCGACUCGUUCAAGUUGUUGUUCUUCUGCUUCUACCCGAAGUUCCGCAAAAAGUACAGAGAGAUGGCGAAGAAUGCCGUUGAGAAGAUUAAAGAGGACAAUAGAUUUGAUACCAACGAUAAGGAGGGUGGUUCAGCGAACAGUAGCGACUUAGGUGACGAAGAAGCUGGAGCUUCUAGACCUUUCAUCAAGAAGUUUUAG
Molecule: messenger RNA, 2856 nt
Organism: Bathycoccus prasinos
Lineage: Eukaryota; Viridiplantae; Chlorophyta; Mamiellophyceae; Mamiellales; Bathycoccaceae
Exons: 2
Coding region: 1-2856 (951 amino acids)
Source: RefSeq, a predicted model, not a curated record